AUUUAUAUUAUUUUCUUUAUAGUCUUAUUUAGUAUGUGUGAGGAAACCGGAGCACCCGGGGUAAACCCACAUGGACACGGGGAGAAUCAUUAAGCCACCAUGGCACCCUAUAUUGUCAUGCCACUGUCAUCUGAGGAAAACUCUGUUGGUAUGGUCUCUGGUCGUGGGACAAGCAUCUGCAAUUCUUGCUCGGGCCUUGAUAACAAAUUGUGCCAUUCUUCUUUGGGUCCUGGGAAAAGCAGCUGCAAAAUACCUCAGGAGUUUAUGAGAAGUUAUGAUGGCCGGAACACCCAAAGCACCCAGAACUACAAGCAGCCUUUGCUCCGAGUCUGGGUAAUAGGCCCUGGAAAUAACAGCUUCAGUAUCUUCUCUGAUUGUGGAAAAACCAGCUGCAAUUCUUGCUGUGAUGCUGGAAAAAGCAGAUGUAAUUAUUUCCUGGACUGUGGAAAGAACAGCUGCAAUUCUUGCUCUGGCCCUGGAAACAGCAGCAGCAAUUUUUACACUGGGCUCUGAAAAAUCCAGCAGCAAUACUUGCUGUGAUUGUGGGAAAAACAACAGGAAUUCUUCCGCUGGUCCUGGGAAAGUUAUCGACAUAUAUGUGUUGGACUGUGGAAAAAACACAUCACAUCCUAGUUCUGGUCCUGGAAAACUCAGCCACAUUUCUUGCUCUGGUUCUGGAAGAACAAACCAGCAAUGUCGCUCUGUUGCUAGUAAAACAAGCAGCACUUUUCGCUCCUCCAUUCGAAAAACCACCAAUAAUUCUUGCUCUGCUCCUGGCCUCCUGGCCCCGGGAAAAAACUCCAUUUCUUGCCCUAAUGGUAGAAAACGCAGCACCAAUUGUAGCUGUGUCCAGGGAAAAGCAGCAGCAAUUAUUGCUCUGGUCCUGGCAAAAACCGCUGUAAUUACUUCUCUGGUCCUGGAAGAAACAGCUGAAAUCCUUGCUCGGACUAUGUUGAAAAAAGAUGAAAUUGUUGCUCGAGCCAUGGAAAGAAAAGUCACAAUUCUUGCUGUGAUGCUGGAAAAAGCAGAUGUAAUUCUUCCCUGGACUGUGGAAAGAACAGCUGCAAUUCUUGCUCUGGCCCUGGAAACAGCAGCAGCAAUUUUUACACUGGGCUCUGAAAAAUCCAGCAGCAAUACUUGCUGUGAUUGUGGGAAAAACAACAGGAAUUCUUCUGCUGGUCCUGGGAAAGUUAUCGACAUAUAUGUGUUGGACUGUGGAAAAAACACAUCACAUCCUAGUUCUGGUCCUGGAAAACUCAGCCACAUUUCUUGCUCUGGUUCUGGAAGAACAAACCAGCAAUAUCGCUCUGUUGCUAGUGAAACAAGCAGCACUUUUCGCUCCUCCAUUCGAAAAACCACCAGCAAUUCUUGCUCUGCUCCUGGCCUCCUGGCCCCGGGAAAAAACUCCAUUUCUUGCCCUAAUGGUAGAAAACGCAGCACCAAUUGUAGCUGUGUCCAGGGAAAAGCAGCAGCAAUUAUUGCUCUGGUCCUGGCAAAAACCGCUGUAAUUACUUCUCUGGUCCUGGAAGAAACAGUUGAAAUUCUUGCUCGGACUAUGCUGAAAAAAGCUGAAAUUGUUGCUCGAGCCAUGGAAAGAAAAGUCACAAUUCUUGCUCGAGCAAUGAGCCUGGCGAUACGCGUUAAAAUUCCUGCUUUGGUCAUGGAAAACACUGUUGCAAUUCUGCCAGCAGGCUGUGAUGUCUCUGGGUCAAGUGUUUGGAUAUUUUCCCCGGCUCUAUCAUUCACUGGGCAAGAGAUGUCAGGGCACAGAUAUAGAGACAUGUAGAGAGAGAGAGGACGAAGCUUAAGCCUCUCGCUGCCAGAAUGACUCCUGUGAAUCACAGGGCCAGUGCAUGCAGAGGUGUUAUCCUGCUCUUGUUUCUUUUGCUGAGUUUCACUACCCAGACAGUCCAAGCCUGUGGAGUGGCUGCUACUAUCGACAUACAGCAACCUGAGAUUACUGCAACAACUGUCCUUAAACUCUGCCUGUGCUGGUGGUGGUAUGUCUGGAGGUGAUUCAUUCAGCACAGGCUCUGCUGGGUUAACCAUGGGUGAACUGGGGCGAUUAAGUCCCAUUCCAGAUCUGAUGAGGCGACCAGCAGCUGUGGUGACCCAAGGAACCACAACUAGACCCAAAAUUAAGACUGGCAUGUCGGCAGUUAGUGGGGGA
Molecule: messenger RNA, 2170 nt
Organism: Siniperca chuatsi (mandarin fish)
Lineage: Eukaryota; Metazoa; Chordata; Actinopteri; Centrarchiformes; Sinipercidae
Exons: 2
Coding region: 407-1786 (459 amino acids)
Source: RefSeq, a predicted model, not a curated record